Populus nigra (black poplar) is the source of this 2627-nucleotide messenger RNA. RefSeq lists its product as uncharacterized. The transcript has 3 exons. Bases 85 to 1245 code for a protein of 386 amino acids. The record is from RefSeq and is a predicted model, not a curated record. Lineage: Eukaryota; Viridiplantae; Streptophyta; Magnoliopsida; Malpighiales; Salicaceae.
ACAAACAAUUCGAAGCACAACCACAUCCAACCAGAAGAUUGAAAACCAAGAAAAACGAAAAACAUAUACUCCAUCAAUCGAAACAUGGGCAUGAUGGAAACCUCUCCCAUCACCAUAGCUCCUUUGCUAAUAAGAAACAUAGCAACCGCCAUAUUUAUCUUUGCUGAUAAAUCCCUUGUUGCCUUGGCCCAAAAGCACAAACUUCUUGAACAUAUUCGUUAUCUUCUUGUCACUUCUUUUCUCUUCUUUCUACGUUUACUCCCUUCUCUAUUCCCUUCUUUAAACCCUAGUUCUGACCACCAAGAUCAUGAUAAUAUUCAGUACCAUCAUCUUAAGCCACACAAGACUGCAAACUACUUGCCUUCAUCAGGUUAUGGAGAUUCAGGUAUUGCUCGAGCACUCACACAGCUAUUGUCAAUCGUUAAUGAUAUUCCGGUUAGCUCAAGAAAGUAUGAAUUAGUCAGAUCAUUAGCUGAGAAGGUUGUAGAUGAUAACCAUGGAGAAAAUAAUGAGGCCUUACGUGAGGUCAACCGUGGGGUUUUAUCAGCGGCUUUUUCAAGGACACUUUGCCAGCUUGAAGCUGCCAUAAUGGAGAUAGCGCAUGACGGGAGUGAAAAUGGCGGCUCAAGGACUGGACCGGUCAAGGGUCGCUUGAACCAGAUUUUAAAGGCUGUUAGGGCUGUUGGGGAUGGGAGUUGGGCCCGGUCUGGUAGAGGUAGAGAAGGAGUGGACCGGUCCGAGGAGAAGUUGGCGGCUGAGCUGCUUUGGUUGGGUCAGAAAUUGUCAGCAUGUGGAUGUGGGGAGGAAGCUGUUCGGAGGUGGGCUUCGGCUUCAAACUUGGCUAGGCUUGCUCUCUCAGCAGAGGCUCGCCUACAAGGUUCGUUGGUGAAAGUCUCAGCCUUCCUGUUCAAACAAGCCAGAGAAUUGGGACUUGAUGAAGCCGGAGAAGGCCAGAGGGAGCCACAACGACAAACAAAGAUGAAGAUGCUAAUGUCCUGGCUGCCAUUGCUAUGCAGAGCGAGCAAUGGCACUGAUGCACCUGUCCUCAGCAUGAGGGAAAGGGCUGAGCUAGAGAUAGUAUUGGAAGAGAUGAUAGACAUGCUGGAGCACGAAGAAGAGCAGGAGCAGGUCUUGUCUUUGUGGCUGCACCACUUCACAUAUACCCCAUCUUCUGACUGGCCUAACCUCCGUGCCUCUUACGCUAGAUGGUGCGCUGCUUCUCGUCAGCUCUUAAUUCUCAAUUGAAAUUGGUAAGCAGACAGUAUCGUCUUUCCACGUGAAAGGGAUGUUUGCGGCUUAAAAAUAGACGCACGUCUAUUAUUUGCAUGACUUUCCAGUUCCUCAGGAAUUUUCUUCUGCAUUCCACUAUUUGAGGCAAACACAGAUAUGGCCCAUCUUCAUCCUUGGAAAGGCACUCUUCAGGUAUGCUGCAAAUGAUUAAUUAGUAUAUUAAACUAGUUUUAUUUAAAUGUAUUAAAAUAUUUUUUUUAAUUUUUAAUUUAUUUUUAUGUUAUCACAUUAAAACCAUUAGAAAACACUGAAAAAAUAUUAAUUUAAUAUUUUUUUAUAUAAAUAUACAUAAUUAAAAUAAACUCAAAGGCAAUUACAAAUGCAAACAUGCAAUUUUUUCUUAGGCCACUUGCUUGUGUAAACAAUAGGAAAAAAAAAACGAUUUUGAACUGAGAAAACAUCAAAUUUAUUGAAAUUACAAUUACCACAAAUUCAAGCCAUGUAAUUUACAGAGAUGAAGAGGAUGUUCUCUAAUAUCUAUUGGUCUAAACCAUGCUCCUUGAAGCUGUACAAACUGUGAGUAUCACAGUAUAGUGUUUUUGACAGAUUAUGAUGGAUGAAUAAUCAUUCAUUUAAUAUAUAACAAUUUCCAUUGCAAGACUGGAUAGCAACUGUGACCCAAUUCAAUUUACAGUAUAAACUGCUUCGCGUAGAUGUCAAAUGUCUCGGACGAGGAAAGCUGAGGCUCCUGAAAUUAAUUAACAAGCAAAAGAGUUAAGGAUUAGGCUAAGAUCGUUCCUAUCUUGGAUUUACCAAUGAUUGCAAAAAUUCCUGAUAGUAAAGCUAGCAUAUACCUGUGUUAUCUCAGUGUUGAACAGAGCUUUAUUUACUAGGGAUGCGAUGGGACCAUUUAGGCGUAAUCCACCAGUUUUCGCCCCACGAAUCACCUGGCGCAUAGAAUUAAGCAGGCGUCCAUAUGUUAAUCCAGGUUCAUUUUGCACUGCUUGGAUGAAGCAAUACGUCAAGGCACCAGUCGAAGCAUUGCCUGCCAAUGCCUGCAAAUUGAAACUACACUAAAGUGUAAACAAAAAAUGGUGUGAUAUGUUCAAACCUACAGGUUCUUGUCUUGUUCAAUUUGCAUUGGAGCUUAACCACAAUAGGAUUAGGAAUAUUUUCUAAAUUAUUUCUUCUGACAAUCAAGUAAUUGGAGGACUAACUCACUGUCGUAUCCACACUGGUUUGAUUAUCAUCACAAGCACUGAUACAAAGUGCCAGCCCUCCACUCGUGCCUUUAUAAGCAUAUGGUGAAAGAGUUUGGUCCUCCCAUGUAUAGUAUCCUUCCCUGUCAGAAGCAAAAUGCAAAAUAAAAUAAAAUGGUUCUUCCACUCAUUCUGCAA